AUGGCGUGUCCCAUCAGCGUCAGCAAGUUCGUCGGCACCGUGUCCCUCGGUCUGCUUACGGGCCUCUCCUUCUCUACAUCAGCAAUUACUAUCCCCGCCCUCCAACUCCUCCCGACUGCGACCACCGCCGCGCGCUCCCUCAAUGAAGUCAAGCGCCUCAGUCGCCGCUACGCCCUCCGCCUCUCUUUCCUGACAAACUCCUGCUUCUGCUUCGCAUGGUGUCUCUCUUCCCCGCGCCGCCGCCACCCCUACAUGGUCUGGCUGUGGGCAUUCUCCACCAUUAGUGCGCACGGCGUAGACUUCUGGUUCAACCGCCACCUCGGUCUGAAGGGAUGGAUCUCCGCGGUCAUCCGGGAUGUGUCGCAUUUCUCGCUGGCCGAUGCGAAGAAGGAUGAAGACCUAGUGGUCGUUGAGACUGAGGAUGAUGUCAAUGGGGAGACUGUGCAGCGGGAGAUGGGACGGGAGCGCAACUUGCACUGUGUGCGUGCUUGGUUGUCUGGCGUUGCGCUGUCUAUUGGCAUUGUUGGGCUUUGGGGAGAUAAGCGCUGA
This is a messenger RNA of Penicillium olsonii, 549 nucleotides long. NCBI's taxonomy places the organism in Eukaryota, Fungi, Ascomycota, Eurotiomycetes, Eurotiales, Aspergillaceae. The record is from the annotation of a GenBank genome assembly.